Messenger RNA from Oryzias latipes (Japanese medaka), 1518 nucleotides. Its product is annotated as calcium-binding protein 2. NCBI's taxonomy places the organism in Eukaryota, Metazoa, Chordata, Actinopteri, Beloniformes, Adrianichthyidae. Gene Ontology annotation, molecular function: calcium channel regulator activity; calcium ion binding. The record is from RefSeq and is a predicted model, not a curated record. Gene Ontology annotation, cellular component: cytoplasm.
AGGGAUGAAUGUGUAUGUUUUUAUACAUAUGUCAAAAAUGACACUUGUGCAAAGUUCAUCACAGUCUAAAACGUCAUCUGGACAAACAGGAAGUCCUCUCUAAAGGUCGGGUCGCUCCUCCACCUUGCUGCUGGCUGACUGUUGCUGGACGUUUGGCCAGCUAAUCGCUGCUUUAAGCCGCUCUGCAGAGGUCAGAAGGUGGAGGCAGAGCGGUGGGGACAGGAAGCUUCUCCCAGCAGAAGCAGCAGAGCGCCGACAAAUUUGAUCAAGAAUGUCCAAAGCCGCGGCGAGAACUUCAUCCACAGCCUCUGUGGAGUCAACAAACAGCAAUGCCACAGACUCCCCGUCUGGUUCGGUGUCUGAGAGUCCAAAAAAAUCCUCCAAGAAGAUCAAGAAAAGCGCCGACAGCAUGAACAAAGUCUACAACUCCGUGCUCAAAAGUUUGUUUGGGGCGGAGCGAGAACUGGCCCAGGCUGAAAUCGAUGAACUUCAGGAGGCCUUCAAGGAGUUUGACUACGACCAGGACGGAUACCUGAACUACAAGGAUGUGGCUGAAUGCAUGAGGACUAUGGGAUACAUGCCCACUGAAAUGGAGCUGCUGGAAAUUGUUCAACAGAUCAAGAUGAGAAUGGGAGGAUUAAUGGACUUUGAUGAUUUUAUUGAACUGAUGGCUCCCAGGAUGAUGGGAGAGACCACAGACAUGCUGGGACUAAAGGAGGUCCAGUCGGCCUUCUCACAGUUCGACCAGGACGGGGACGGAAAGAUCAACCAAGACGAAAUGAAGGAAGCUCUGAAGACUCUGCUGGGGGAGAAGCUGAAGAAGGGAGAACAGGAGGAGAUCCUGAAGGAGCUGGACGUCAACGCCGACGGAAACAUCGACUUUGAAGAGUUUGUAAUGAUGCUGUCGAUUCAGUGAUCGCUGCAAACCACUAGAACACGGAUGGAUGACUACAGACUGGACACAGGAUGAAACCUGACUAUGUUUCUUACUGUCCAAAAAUGUGUAAAAACACAACAGCUGUUUUUAAAAAGUCUACAACUCUUGGUCAGGCUGCAGCAGUGAGGAGCUUUUAAAAUGUUUUUUCUUUUUAUCUCAAAGCAGAUUGGUGUGACAUAUGCAAAGAAAUGAGUGUCUUAUCUUUAGAAGUCUAAAAGAUCAGAGUUUGGAGAGUUGACGGAAACCUACGGUGGCCCUGAAGUGCAAAUCACAAUAACAAAUCACUUAAACUCUUGAGACUCACUGUAGUUCAUUCUGAUGACCUGUGACGAAGAAAAAAAAAGCAUAUCAAACUAUAGCUCGGGUCUCAAUAGGUUAAGCAAAAGUAAAAAAAAAAAGAUCACAACAAUUUAAAAAGGCAAAACAAGUAAUAUGAAAGAAAUAAAAUCAUUUUAGAGAUAAAAAAGAUUCCACAAACCGAAACAUUAAAAGAAUAUAUCAAUUAAAACUAAUUUGGAUUGAAUUUCCCAAAUUCAAAAUGAAAUUUAAAAAAAAAAAAAAAAAAAAGCUAAACAGAGUUU